This is a messenger RNA of Prosopis cineraria, 4953 nucleotides long. RefSeq names its product pumilio homolog 1-like. Gene Ontology annotation, molecular function: mRNA binding. The record is from RefSeq and is a predicted model, not a curated record. The transcript is spliced from 7 exons. Lineage: Eukaryota; Viridiplantae; Streptophyta; Magnoliopsida; Fabales; Fabaceae. Gene Ontology annotation, biological process: post-transcriptional regulation of gene expression. Bases 381 to 3167 code for a protein of 928 amino acids. Gene Ontology annotation, cellular component: cytoplasm.
UUCAGCAUUAGUACUUAUCACUGCCCUUCCUCUCCUUCCUUCUUAGUCGCAGUCUCUUCUCUGUUUCUCUUCUAACAGGGAUGAAACCAUGGUCGAUCUUCAUCGUUAUCUCCUCUGAACCUGAUCCUCGUAUCAUUGUCUAAAUCUUAACCCGCGAGUCCAAACUCCAUGCUUUACAAUACAAGCAGAGAUUUUCUAUUCGUCCCCCUAACAAAAAUUGAGUAAUGGGUUGCGAUAAUCCUCAAAAAAUAAACUUUUUGUAGCUUUAGCGAGAAAACUGUUCAUACUUUAACCAUUUUUAUCUGAUUAUGUGCUUAAAGUUGCAGUCUUUGCGUGUGUAUAUUUUUUCACUAACCUGAGUUCUAUCUAAAUGUUCACCGAUGAGUUCGGGCUCUGACACUAGUUACUCAAAGAUGAUGUCAGAUGUAGCGAUUCGAUCGAUGUUCAAAAACUCUGAUUACGGUGAAGAUUUGAGUAUGCUGAUUCGCCAACAGAGGCGGCAGCAACAACAUCAAGAAGCGAGUGAGCGUGAGAGGGAACUUAAUAUGUACAGAAGUGGGUCGGCGCCUCCCACCGUAGAGGGCUCGCUUUCUGCUGUGGGUGCCUUGUUUGAUACUUCGACGAUGGUAUCAGGUUUCGGCAAAGGCGGCGGAGAAGGAGGAAGGGGUUUUACGAGCGAAGAGGAGCUUCGUGCUGAUCCAGCGUAUGCAAAUUAUUACUAUUCGAAUGCAAAUCCAAACCCACGCUUGCCGCCUCCGUUGGUGUCGAAAGAGGACUGGCGUUUCACACAGCGGUUAAGUGGUGGUAUUGGAGACAGGAGGAAUGGAGACAGCUCGCUUUUUUCGGUGCAGCCUCCGGGGUUCGAUGGGAAAGAGGAGAAUGGUGUGAAUAAAAGAAAGAGUGCGGAGUGGGGCGGCAAUGGGUUGAUCGGGAUGCCGCCGUUGGGACUUGGGAACAGGCAGAAGAGCAUUACAGAGUUAAUUCAACAGGAUGAGAUAAAUAAUUCAUCAUCUUUAUCUAAUCAUCGCCAAUCUAGCUAUAGUGUUUUUGACGACAGUGCUGAAAACCCAGAAACCCAUUUUGCUCAGCUGCAUCAGGAUUUGGCAACUGCAGAUGCUUUGCAUUCUGGUGGGACCAAACUGGGCAUAUCUGCUGCUCAAAAUCUUGGUGGAUCAGCUUCUCAAACAUACGCUUCUGCUUUGGGAGCUUCCUUGUCGAGGAGCACUACACCUGACUCUCAACUUCUAGCUAGAGCUCCUAGUCCUUGCCUUCCACCCAUCGGGGAUGGGAGAUCUAACUCUAAUGAUAAAAAAUGUUCCAGCGGUCAAAACUCAUUUAAUGCUGUAUCAUCCAGUUUAAAUGAGCCUGCAGCUCUGGUGUCUGCUUUGGCUGGCAUGAAUCUGUCCCCAAACGGCAUAGCAGAUGAUGAGAAACAUUCCCCUGGGUGCAAUGAAUCUGAGCAUACUCAUGCUAUCAAUUAUCAUCCAUUUCUUAACAUGCCAGAAGCCCUGCCUUAUCAGCUUCACUCUGCUCCCCAAUUGACAAAAGCAUCUCAUUUGAAAGUAAACAAUAGCAGCGGUUUCAGAUUGGAUCUAAAUAACUCUUCAUUAAAUGCGAACGAGCAGUUAGAACAUCACAACUCUGCUGGGAUUUCUGUUCACUCAGGCUUAAAAGGACCUCCUACACAAACUCUUGCUGGCAGAGGAAACUCACUUGCUCAUCGUCAGAAUGUGGAUGGUAGAAAUAUCUCAUACCAAAACUAUGGGUUGAGUGGGUAUGCUGUGAAUCCUUCUUCGCCACCAAUUAUGGCAAGUCAGCUUGGUUGUGGUAAUUUGUCUCCUUUCUUUGAAAAUGCUGCUGCCACCCUUGGAGUGAAUAGCAUGGACUCCGGAGCCUUAGGAGGAGGGGUAGCUUUAGGACCAAACUUGUUAUCAGCGUCAGAGUUACAAAAUGCAAGCAGGAUGGUGAAUAAUGCUUCGGGUAGCGCUCAUCAGGUGCCCUUAGUGGACCCUUUAUAUCUUCAAUAUUUAUUAUCAGGUGAAGUUGCAGCUGCACAGGUUGCAGCCCUUAAUGACCAAGCAAUAAAUAAGGAAUGCUCAAGUAAUUCAUUUACAGAUUUGCUUGGUCUCCAAAAAGCUUACGUAGAGUCAUUGAUUGCUCCUCAAAAAUCACAGUUUGCUGUUCCUUACCUUAACAAGUCUCCUAGCCUGAACAACACCUAUUUUGGAAAUCCAACAUUUGGUGUGGGAGUGUCAUAUCCAGGUAGCCCAGUGACUGGUUCCUUCUAUCCAAACUCACCCCUUGGACCAGGUAGUCCUAUGAGGCAAAGUGAGCGUAAUAUACGUUUAUCUGGGAUGAGGAAUGUGGCUGGGGGUUUCAUGGGAGCUUGGCAUGCCGAUUCUGUUGGCAACUUGGAUGAGAAUUUUGCACCAUCCUUGUUGGAUGAAUUCAAAAGUAAUAAAACCAAAUGUUUUGAGCUGUCAGAAAUUGCUGGUCAUGUUGUUGAGUUCAGUGCUGACCAAUAUGGAAGCCGAUUUAUCCAACAGAAACUUGAGACUGCCACAAUGGAAGAGAAAAACAUGGUUUUCAAUGAAAUCAUGCCUCAAGCUCUUUGUCUAAUGACUGAUGUUUUUGGUAAUUAUGUAAUUCAGAAGUUUUUUGAGCAUGGAACAUCAGCACAGAUAAGAGAACUUGCUGAGCAGCUUACUGGUCAUGUUCUGACCCUAAGUCUUCAAAUGUAUGGCUGCCGAGUUAUCCAGAAGGCUAUAGAAGUUGUUAAUCUGGAUCAACAGACUAAAAUGGUAGCAGAGCUGGAUGGUCAUAUAAUGCGCUGUGUACGUGAUCAAAAUGGAAACCAUGUAAUCCAGAAGUGUAUUGAAUGUGUACCUGAAGAUGCUAUCCACUUUAUAGUUUCUACAUUUUAUGACCAAGUUGUGACAUUGUCAACUCAUCCAUAUGGUUGCCGUGUGAUACAGAGAGUCUUGGAGCAUUGCCAUGAUCCCAAAACACAGCAGAUAAUGAUGGAUGAGAUUCUGCAGUCUGUUUGUAUGUUAGCACAGGACCAAUAUGGGAAUUAUGUUGUACAGGGCUCAAGAUUAUUCGUUCCAGUCUUCUCACCAGUGCCUUCCACUGCUUUCUUUGUACAUGUUGAAGUCAUUUUUCCUUAGUAGAUGCCCCAUUUUUUCUCAUAUAUGUUUAUUUCAUAUUUCAUCUUUUCAUGUAUGCUUGUAUAUCCAUAUCAACAUUCUCAUGUUUGUUAUUCCAACUUUAUGUUCCUCCUGUCCCUUUAAAUCUUAACAUUUAUUACCAUAUAAUAUGGCUAGUCUUGAAACAGUUCGAUAAAACUUCUUUUUAAGUUUAUUAGGUAGCUUUCGAUCAUAAAUAACUUCUUUAACCUUUUUUAAAUUAAACCACCUAGCUUGUAUUUUAUAUGUAACAUCUCCAUCAAUUUCCCCAUUAUGUUGAAUAAUAGCUCUCAAAUAUUUAAACUCUUCCACUUAGGGUAUAAUUUGAUCUCUCAAUCUCACUUCCAAACUAUUAUUGAUUGACCUCUUAUCAAAAUUACACUGCAGAUAUUUUGUCUUACUUUUACUUAGGUGGAAACCUUUCGACUUUAAAGUCAUUUUUCAUAAUUCAGUUUGUAAUUAAUCUCUUCUCUUCUCUCCGUAAUAAGAACAUGUGUUCAAUGUAUGAACUAAAACAUCUAUGUUGGUUGAGUAAUUAAAAAAUAUGUGAAGAUCUUAUUUAUCAAUCCUGGUUUGACCUGGCUUGUUGGACUGAAAAUCGUUGUUUUAAAUCCAAAGUUGAGUCAUGUCUCCUAUUAGACCAUAAGUGCACAAAAAUAGGCAGACUUGCUUUUGAUAUGUUCAUCGUCCUGUAUGAUCCAGUUUAACUGUUAUUACUACUACUUUAAUCUUAUCUACCAGUAUUGCUGUCAUUUGGUUAACCGCCUAUUGAAAUAUGAGAAAAAUGUAAUUCACUGUGUAAUUAGACAUCUGUAUAUUCCUGUACGGUUCAUUUUUUAUUGAGAGCAUAUGUUAUCCUCCCUUGUUAUGCUCGACACUGGAGGUUCAGAAAGCAGUUGAUAGGUGACAUCAAAAAUAUUGAAUAACCAUGUAUAAUAAUGAUUAUGGUUUCCUUUUAAAAAAUAUAAUUGUAGUUUACCUUGAAUGAUGGUAGCUAAUAAAUUGAAUCUUUAUUAAAGGGAUAAAUAUAUAUAUAUAUAUAUAUAUGCUGUUAGAUCAGAUUUACUUUUCUAAUAUAUAUAUGUACAUAUUAAAAUUAAAAUAUAUAAAUAUUAAAACUUUUAAAGAAAUAUCUUAUCAUGUUUAUGUUUAAAUAUUCAAAUUUCUAUCAUAAUGCAUGGUUGAAAGAUUGAUUUAGUGCCCCAAUGACUCGGUGGUAAGGUAUUGAAAAUUGAACUAGUUAUUGAAUUGGUCAAGGCUCUGGUUUAAGGGUUAAUGAUAAAAAUUAUAGUUAAAUUGUGAUCAGACCGGUCAUAACCAAAGAAUUUUAUUCAAUUUAUCAAGGCAUUGGUUUAACGAUUUACCAGUUCAAUCAAGCAAGUUGACCUAGAUUUUCAUACUAUGCUUAGUAGCAAUGGUGUUUGCCUAGAGUUAUGGCUAUUGAAGAAGCAAGGACAUGGAUUGAAUAUGGUUAAAAAAUGAGAGGGUCAUUUUUCCUAUAAAGGAACACUUGCUGAAUAAUGCUGAAGUAUGAAUUAUGGCAAGUAGUUGGGUAGACUACGAAAUGAUGUAAGCCAGAUGGCUCUAAUGUGAUGCUUAAUGACUUGAUCUCAAUGUUUUCUUGAGUUAGUUGGCAAAUGCAUGCUUUUGUCAGGAUUCAAUUUUUUUUUUUUAAAGACUGAACUAGCUUUAAAACGUCUAUGUUCUUGUAAUGGAAUUCAUCCUUUCUUUCAGCUCAUUUGUGUUAUUUUUCUGAUUAUUGCAUAAA